GAGAGAGAGAGAAAGAGAAAUACCAAAGGAAACUAUAAACAAUGCGAGUAAACUACAUUCUACGAGUACGAGCUUUAUUGAAGAAAUGAAAGAAGUGGAAAGCAUUCUUUUCAGUAUGCUCUGUCUAAUUACCGUAACGAAUGCUUUAGCAAAGACCGAAUUAAGGUCGAAUAACAACGUAACCUCAAUUGAGAUGCAAUGUUUGGAUCUUUAUUCGGGUGUUAAAUUAUAUGUCAAGGGUAAACAAGUUUGGAUCAACGUAAGAAUAUUAGAUAUAUUUGAAGGAAAUGCAAUACAAGGGAGAGCAGAUUUCAAGCAGACGAAGGAACCAAAUCCAAUUAAGAAAAUCGGUUUUAUGAUGAUGAUGGCUCCUUUCGCUAUGCAGUUGAUUUCUUUGCCGGGUACUAUUGCGUCUAUCAAAAUGUCUUUGUUAAGAAGCAUUAUGGUUGCCAAAUUAGCGAUAAUCAUAAUGAUAUACAACGUGAUCGUAAACAUGCAAUCUUCUGAAGUAGUUAUAGUUCAUCAGCCGCAGCAUCACGAACAUUAUUACAAUCAAUAUCAUCAGCAUGAAGAGGAUAAUGAAGAUUGGUUUGUUCUUAGAUUUGAUUGUGUAACUAUACUCGGUAUAUUCGAUAGUAAGAUGCCGGUUGACCUACUUAAGCCACAAGCACAUCGCAGAAUUUAUUUGACGAACGCACUUAGUCUCGCGAGUUCCAUUAGACAAUCUCUUCUAUCUCGCAAGAUGUUAUUUUCAUUCGUUUGUUCGUUUUCAUUCGUUCGUUUUCAUUCGUCAAAAUAUUUUUCUUCAUUGUUAAACAAAAAUUUGACUUUCACAUUUCUAUUUUUGUGUUUAUUUACAAGAACCUGUACUUUGAUCGAAGAUCCAUAUUACGAAAACAGACCUUACGAAUUCUCCUUCAGCAUUGUCGAUUUUCAACAUAGAUAUGAGAAAAAAGACAUUGACGGAAUUAUCACUGGUGAAUACGGUUUUAUAACGGCAGAUGGAGUUUAUCACGAGACUGGAUAUGCAACUGAUAAGAAUGGAGAUUUUAUCAUAACCAAAAUGAGAAAUCGAAAGAUAACAAGCUUGAAAGACGCACGAGAGAUCUUUAAGAAUAGACCUGAAGCUGCCAAAAAGCUCUUCGAAGUUGUAAUGAAAUCUUGCAGUGGGUGUAAAAUUCCGAUUAUUAAGAAUCUAAAAGUAAACGAGAAUGAAAUUCUUGCGAAAGAUGCUGAACCAUUGAUUGAGAAAAAAAUUAUUAAACCGAUAUUAAAAGAAAUGAUGAAAGUAUUAACCGAACAUAGGAAGAAAACAGAAAAUACUUCCAUGAAAGAAGACAACGGAACAAGUUUAACAAAGAAAAACGAGUCUCGAAAAAAGUCCGAAAUUUUUCAAAAUAUUAAUCGUAUUCCGAUCGAUAAGAAAGGAAACGAACAGAUGGAACGCGUUGUCAAAGAAAUGAUGAUAAACUCUAUUAAAAAAAUCAUUUCUAACGAUACUAAAAAGAAUGAAAUUAUUCUCAAAGACAGUUCUCUCAAGAAAAUGGUUAACGAUCUCUACUAUUAUUUCAAUUAUUCGAUAAUUUCGCACGGUCAUCAGGAGACUGGUUAUCGUAAUGGUGAUAAAAAUGGCAAUUAUCGAUCAUGGAGUGAAAGUGGUGUCGAUACACGAGUCAAAUACGUGUCAAACAAAUUCGGUCAUCAACCGAAUAUCACUUUCCAUCCACAAUCAAACGAAACAAAAAGAAGAGAUCAGUCGCUCCAAGGCUAUUCCUUUCUCUGUGUCAUAUUAACUUGUAAAAGACUCGCGAUGAAUCGUGACGGUUCUUGUAUUACAAACUCGUACUGGGUCUUUGUACGUUUGACGAGCAUGACAUUUUCAGUGUUACGCAAAUCAACUAGACAUUACUUACGUGUAACUUAA
Molecule: messenger RNA, 1924 nt
Organism: Vespa mandarinia (Asian giant hornet)
Lineage: Eukaryota; Metazoa; Arthropoda; Insecta; Hymenoptera; Vespidae
Cellular component (GO): chitin-based extracellular matrix
Molecular function (GO): structural constituent of chitin-based larval cuticle
Source: RefSeq, a predicted model, not a curated record